Molecule: messenger RNA, 994 nt
Organism: Paramecium pentaurelia
Lineage: Eukaryota; Ciliophora; Oligohymenophorea; Peniculida; Parameciidae
Source: the annotation of a GenBank genome assembly
AAUGCUAGUUUCACAAUAUAGAUAGUUACCUGCACCCUCUAGAGAACUACCUUAAAAUUUAAAUUAAGCUCAUUUUGAUUAGAAGAUGAGAUUCUAAUAAUAACAAAUUCAAGCAAGAGUGAUUGAAGAAAGACCAAAUUUCUAAGAGAUGUAAGGAGGAUAACCACCUAUAAAACCUUGGUUAGGAGAAGAUGUUUAUAUGGUAGCAUUUCUAUUAUCAGUGGAAAAUGAUAGAUUGAGAGAGGAGAAUGGAAGGAUUGGAGAAUAUGUUAAUUAGAAUGAAUUAAGAUUUAAAGGAGUAGAUUUAAUAGAAGGAGAAUUAAUUUAAUUGAGAAAUAAAAUAGGAGAUUAUGAAAAAAAGAUUGCUUAAUUAUAAUAUGAGAGUGAAUAAUGGAGAGUAAAAUAUGUUAAUAGAGAGAAAGAAAGUGAAGAUUAACGAUAUUAGAAAGAAUUAUAAAGAAGAAUAUCUAUAGAUAGAGAAAUAAGAGAAUUAACAGCUAGAUUUAUUUCAGAUAGAAAUCAAUUGGAAAAAGAGAAUAGAUAAUUGAGAACUGAAUUAGAUAGUCUUAAAUUAUCUAAAAGUAGUGUAGAAGAUAUAAUGAGAUAAGCAGAUAUUGUUUAAAAAGAAAAUUAAAGAUUAAAAUAAGAAUUAGAUAAUCUUAGGUAAAUAAUACAAAAAAUAUAUAUUUUAGAAAAGGUUUUGAUGAAUUAGAAUAUGUAUUAAAAACAGCUGCUGAUUUAGAGGUUGAAAAUACUCAUUUGAAAUAAUAAAUAGAAAAUAUAUAAGUCUAAUUCUAGAACUAAUAAUAAUAAAAUAUUUAACCAAUUUAAAGAGUUGUUGUAAAUUCAACAAAUUUAUGUAAGAUUAAGAUUUAAUGAAUUAGAAAAUUCACAUAUUUUAGAAUAAGAAAAUAAGAGAUUAAGAGAUGAAAAUGAUAGACUUAAAAUUAUAGUAAAUCUAGGUUAAACAUCUAGACCUUAACCAUUUAUGUGA